Molecule: messenger RNA, 2385 nt
Organism: Trichoderma atroviride IMI 206040
Lineage: Eukaryota; Fungi; Ascomycota; Sordariomycetes; Hypocreales; Hypocreaceae
Source: RefSeq, a predicted model, not a curated record
AUGGCGUCUAGUAUUACGUACAAUGGGGUGCCAAGUACUGUUGGAGGCGGUAACAUCUUUCAGGGGAUGAAGUUUUGGGUUUCCCGCCUGGUUCCUUCAAGGGAUUGGAUUAUCGAUCAGAUCCAGACAAAUUCAGGGACUGUCGUCGUUCAGGAGAAGGAUGCAGAUAUGCUCAUCGCAGAUCACGCAAGGAAAGACGUGCCCCUGGGAUCCUACUCUUGGAAAUACAUUACCGAGUCGGUCAAGGCAGGUUUUGUUCAAGUUGAAGACAAGUACUUGAACGGACCUCCUCCUGGCCAGCCCCGACCAAUACUCGCGGGUUCUCGCGCCAAGAAAACUCGUACACCUUUUUCAGAGCAGGAUGAUGCUAUCUUGGCCAAGCAUGUCCUUCAAAAAGCAAUCGACACGGCUGGGAAUAAAAUGUAUAUGGAGUUGGAGGCCCUGUACCCCCAUCAUACUUAUCAAUCAUGGAGACAUCGAUGGGUAAAAAUAUUAUCGCUGAGAUCUAACCAUGAUAUUGAUCGGUUAGCGAGGAUGGCCAACUUGGACGUAGACAAUGCACCGAUAACUGCCAGGCACAUUGUAAGGAGGCAUGAAAGAGAGGAUUGGCCACAAGCGCCACAACAUGCCCCUACCGUUACUGGUAGAACCGACCAAAAUGCUCGGUCUCGAACUGAGGCUUCGUCUAGAACCGCUCCACGCGAUCCAACUCGACGCCAACAGACGACACCAUCUGAGAAUCUGGAUAGGAAGAGUACUACGGCCGAGGCUACCUCUGAACAGAACGGCGAUGGUACUGAAAACGAUUCAACCCCUUACCACGAUGCACCUACCGGUGAAGAGCAAGCGCAAGGGCAAGAGCGAAUUGAAGACAGCGAGGCAGAAUCAGAAGGCAGCCAAGGAGAGAAAAGUAAAGAAAAUGCUGAAGAAGACGGUGGAGGAGAGAACGUAGAGGAGGGAGAAGAGCCAGAAGAGGAAGACGAAGAAGGCGGCGGCGCUGAAGAUGAUACCGGCGUUGACAGAAGUUUGCCUUCCUUUACGGAAAGAGACCAGUUCUACAGUGAUCUUCAAGACUAUUGCGAAGCAAACGGCAGGGAGCUUCAAAAGCAGUGCGUCAUUAGGGAUAAGAGGAUUGACCUAUGGGACUUGCUUCAGGCAGUAAGUACGCAAAAUCUACCGCUGGAGGAGGUGGACUGGAGACGGGUAGCGCGGUAUGUGGGCUUCGACCGGGCUCAAAGCAAAGAGAUUAUCGCCACUUUAUUGCAGACGAGCUACCAUCGCCACCUCGCAGGGUUUGUAGAGGCAAUGUUGAGCUUCGAACACGAUCUCGACGAGGACAGCGAAGAAGACGAAGAGACUAUCCCACAAACUGCAGAAGCUGCGGCAGAGCCAACAACGCCUUCACGAAAUGGAAAUGGCACAGCAAAAGCGACAAAAAGGUUGCCAGAUGUGCAAUCCCCAACGCCAGAACAAAGAUCCAAACGGAGGCGCACAAUAGGUGCUACGAUUCCAGUAACACCCGAGGCCAGGGAGAAGACCAGGAGACGACAAUCCGCACCGGCGCCAGGGCAGUUGGGUAGUAUCGUGGACGACGGCCGAGUUCAGGCGGACAACUCCCCGCAUAGCAUACCGAUGAGAGACGGUCAAAGACAGUGGUCACCGGAGGAGCCUGAUAACACUCCUUCUCAACAACUACGGAGCGAGAGCAACUCGGUUGCGAGCCCUGAACUCGGUGAUACUCGCCACAAUCAACCUCGAAGCUCUGGCUACCAUUUCAACGAUAGAGGACUCGAAACUAUCAUGGAAGAGGAGCCAUCUGCAUCUACUCCGACCAAACCCAAAUCGAAGAAGCGGUCACUACCAUCAUCGUUUCAGCAGCCCCAGACGAUACCUCCUCACGAAAGGAGACGUCUAGUGGAACAAGAGCAACACCAGGAAGAAGGCACGCAAGAAGCACAGGCUCCAGAAGAGCAGCAGCAAACCGAAGAUGAGAAUUGGAAAACAAAGGAAUUCCACAAAUGGACAAAGCACUAUCGCGAAGCGGGCUAUUCCGACGAACACAUCUCCGAAGCCAUGUACCGGACGAGCUGGAUCCCCGGCGCCCGCAUGGAACAGGUCCUCAAGAGUCUCCAGAAAGGAGACGAGGUACCCAAAAACGUACAGGGCAUAUGGACGUACCGUGACGACGACAAGCUUGACUACAUAGGCCAAUUUGAGACCCUGGAGCCCGUGGCCGGAGACUCGAGUGAAAUGCAACGGCGCAGAGCAAAGGCGGCAAGAAUGUUGGAGCAGCUCUUGUACAAGCAUACCAAGUCGGGGGUUGAGCUUCGGUCGGAGAUUCAUGAAGAGAUUGCCAAGCAAGGGGGGAAGAAGAUGAGAAGAUAG